AUGACUGUCGACAAUACCACAACCAUCGAACUUUUGACCAGGUGGUCAGAGCUGCUAUUUAAAGCUCGGGCUGUCAAGCUUGACGUGGCAAAUAUAUCCAUUCAAACAAUACACCCCCUAACUCUUCUCGAUGACAUUGGCAGAAUACUGCUCCAACAGGGCGCCUCUCGGGAAAGCCAAGUAUUCGCCCAGAUAUCCGAAAUUGGCUCAACAUCGCCAAAUUAUGGAGGCCUUGGUCUGAGCAAAGAUGUGCAGACCACUGAAGAUGAUGUGAACGAGAUUAGCUUUCUCAUAUCAGCAUGGCUAGAGGCGCUCAACUCGGAUGAUCGAAAGAAAUCUGCGCAAAACAACACCCAAAAGGUGCUCCCAAAGGAUAGACCACCAAUGAACGUUACUGAAAAAAUCUUUGCCAUGCAUGCCAUUGACUCCAAAGGCUUCGUAAGAACUGGUGACACUAUCCGGGUGUCUCUAGAUUGGAUCAUGGCCUCAGAGGCAUCGUGGGCGGGCAUGGAAGGAACAUAUAAUCGAUUGGGAAAUCCUGGCAUAUUUCGCAAUGAUCGCUUCUGGCUUGCUGGUGACCACGUCGUUGAUCCUAGAAUCAAAGAUAUGCCUCCCGUUAAGAAGCUGAUAGAGUCUUCUGAAAGAGCACGUAAAGUAUUCAAAAUGACUGAGUACCAAGGAAUGAAUUACACCAUAAUGCAUACCGAGUUUUUUAGAGAACGUGCCCAGCCUGGCAUGCUCCUUAUUGGCUCUGAUUCCCACACAUGCUCCUCUGGCGCAGUUGGCUGCCUUGCUAUUGGACUCGGAGCCGCUGAUGUCACAAUGGGGCUUAUCACAGGAGAGACAUGGUUCAAGGUGCCUGAAGUUGUCAGGAUUGAGUUUGUUGGACAACCAAGUCGAGGAAUUGGUGGUAAAGACGUCAUUUUAUAUGUCUUGCAGCAACUCAAGCGGAACACAGUCGCCUCAGAUCGCGUUGUCGAGUAUACGGGCCCGGGUCUCAAUUACCUUUCCCCAGAUGCUCGUUUUGCGAUUGCCAACAUGACGACAGAGCUUGGUGGUGUGACGGGAAUUUUUACUCCGGAUCAUAUAACCAAGGCAUUCAUUGACGGAAGAAGAGUGGCACGGCAUAAGAAUGCAUCAUCCUAUUUUCGCGCAGACGAGGGUGCAGUAUAUGCUGAAACUCAUAUCAUCGACCUGGCCAAAGUUGAAUCGUUUGUAGCAAAAUAUCCGAAUCCCGAUGAUGUCGUUCCGGUGACCGACGUUGUGGGCAUGAAGUUGGACGGGUGUUUCAUCGGAGCCUGUACAACAGCAGAAGAAGACAUUAUUCUCGGCGCCUUGGUAUUGGAACAAGGACUAAAGAGCGGGCUGUCUCCGCCAAAGGAUGGCAAAAAGAGAAAAGUAGUCCCUGGCUCUCUACCUAUCCUUGACAAAAUGCGAAAAUCAGGACUUGCACAGAUAUAUGAGGAUGCCGGCUUUGAGAUUGGCGUUCCAGGCUGCAGCUACUGCGUGGGUAUAUCGGCAGACCGCGCGAAAGAGUCCGAAGUUUGGUUGUCGUCUCAGAAUAGGAAUUUUGAGAAUCGUAUGGGUCAAGGCUCCAUCGGAAAUCUCGCUUCGGCAGCUACUGUAGCAGCUUCGUCUUUCCACAUGAUGGUGACAAAUCCACAACACUUCAUUGAUCUAAUUCCACCAGAAAGAUGGGAACUACUCAAUGGUCGCGGAUCCCUGAAGGGAAAACUGUCAGGGAAAGAGCCAGACUGGGUUGAACCAGCAAGCUGUCAUGAUGACUCCAAUGAUUCGGAUGUGACAGAGACACAUAUUACCACUAAACAGGAAACAAAGGGAGAGAAAGUCAUUCACGGAAAGAUCCAAAGACUCGGGGAUUUUGUUGAUACAGAUGCGCUGGCACCGGCCCAGUUCCUCGUAUCAUCUCGAACCAAUGAAGCUAUGGGAGCUCACUGUCUGGAAUAUACGAAUCCAGAGUUCCGAUCGCGUGCCAAAGAAGGCUUUGAUAUUGUGGUGGCAGGUAAGGCAUUUGGUUGUGGCUCUUCAAGGGAGCAGGCCGUAUCAGCACUGCUGGGAUGUGGAAUAAAAUGUGUUAUUGCUGAAUCCUUUGCCUUUAUUUACGGACGCAAUCAACCCAGCCUCGGCCUCUUGGGUUUCACUAUGGACGAUCCGGCCUUCUUCGAGGCAGCAGUAGACGGCGCAGAAGUUAGCAUCGACCUAGAAGCCAAUCAGAUUAAAGUUGGAGGGACUGAGUUUUCUUUUUAUCUGUCUACCAUGGAGAGAGAAUUGGUAGAAGCAGGGGGCAUCACUCCGGCCUUUAAGAAGUUUGGCAAACAGCUCUUUGACAUGAUCUGUGGAAGCACCAAAGACGGUAGGAGAGUUGUGGAAGUUGGUGGCCAGGCAGCUGGUAUGCAAUGGUAG
Trichoderma virens Gv29-8 is the source of this 2424-nucleotide messenger RNA. RefSeq lists its product as uncharacterized. Bases 1 to 2424 code for a protein of 807 amino acids. The transcript is spliced from 9 exons. NCBI's taxonomy places the organism in Eukaryota, Fungi, Ascomycota, Sordariomycetes, Hypocreales, Hypocreaceae. Gene Ontology annotation, molecular function: hydro-lyase activity. The record is from RefSeq and is a predicted model, not a curated record.